CUUUGGAGUUCCAACUUUUGUUAAUCUCUUGAUUUCUAGUUUCGAUUUUGGAUGCCUUUGUUAAAUUAACCUUAAUCAGGUCCCUAGACAUAUUCUACUAAUCUAGGCGUCUCUUUAAUUAGGAUUGUAUAUUAUAUGAGUUUUAGACCUGGACCUACAAUACCUGCUUGCUUUAUUAGCGUUCAGUCUGCUUGGACUGUUCUUUCCAAAUCACUAAUGAUUGGUGUGUCCGCCAGGAGGCAGCACGUCCGUUUACCAGGGUAACAUAUAACUUUUGACAGGACUGAAAGCAAACUGAAAGGAAUAUCCUACACACCGCAGGAACUGCAGAUUUCGCCUAAUCUAUUUUAAAAAUCCCAGGCAUAGCAUAUCUUCCCAUCGACAUUGUUAUUAAACAUACAUCGUAUUUUGUAUAAAGUGAACGAAAUAUUUUACUUUUUAAAAACAUUUUCGAUUAGAAAGUUCUCGAUUAGAAAUGGAUGUUCAGAAGUAUUUUCUACGCAUUGGGUAUGAGGGACCAGCGUUGCCAACGCCGACCUUGGACGCGCUCCAGCGUGUACACCGCUGUCAUCUGAGGACUGUCCCUUUCGAGAACCUCACCAUCCACAGCGGGGGGCGCGUACGACUCGAACUCCCGCACCUCUAUGAUAAAAUCGUUCAUCACCGCCGCGGAGGGUUCUGCUUCGAGAACAACGGUCUGUUCUCCUGGCUUCUGUCGGAAAUGGGAUUCGACGUCACCAUCCUAGCGGGCCAAGUGAGAGACGCCGUCACAGGGUGGUACGGCCCGCCGUUCGACCACUUCAUCUCCAUGGUGACGCUCGAGGGGCAUCGGUGGCUGUGCGACGUGGCAUUUGGUGGAUCAGGGUUCGAGCUCCCCAUGUCCUUAGAGACGGAAGAACCUCAGAAGCAGGGCCACAGAGUGUACAGGAUCAGACGAGCGGGAGAGAUGCACUUUCUGGAGUGGCAAGAUGAAGAGAGAGAAACUGGGCUCUGGACUGAGCUAUACAAGUUCACUCUGGACACAAGACACAGAGGAGACUUCAUAGAGAUGUGUGACUACCAUCAGAGCUCCCCUAGCUCCAUCUUCUUCUGCAAGUCUCUCUGCUCCAUGCUGAAGCCUACCGGGAGGCUCACCUACAUGGGCCAUAAACUCAUCACCACCCAGUUUCCCUCAGAUGAAGCUGGGACUGUGACUAAAGCCAGCAGAGAGCUGACUGAUGAAGAGAUACCUGACAUACUAAAAGAGGAGUUUGGAAUAAUACUGGAAUCUCAACUUGUCCCAAAGGAUGAAACUAUGACACCACCCCUCAACAUUUUUUAAAAUGUUUUUUUGUUCUUCUUCUUCAUGAUAAACAACAAGACAGAAACAAAUUGUCAGUUUGAUUUAAUAAAUUAAUAUACAUA
Oncorhynchus mykiss (rainbow trout) is the source of this 1404-nucleotide messenger RNA. Its product is annotated as arylamine N-acetyltransferase, pineal gland isozyme NAT-10. Gene Ontology annotation, molecular function: arylamine N-acetyltransferase activity. Lineage: Eukaryota; Metazoa; Chordata; Actinopteri; Salmoniformes; Salmonidae. The record is from RefSeq and is a predicted model, not a curated record.